AGCUGACUUGCACAGGUGAACUGAAACCGGAGUUGCUAAGCAGCUUACCGCGACUGGAUCCACUACGUGAAACCAAGUAUAUCGCCAUAUACAACUGCUUGCCUUUCGCCGAUUUGUUGGACCAGUUGUCACUCAUGUCCAGGCAAACAUUGCAAGUAAAUGGUCUAGCGGGGAUAGCGCAGAUAACACUUGAUACCUUUGGCCGCGUCAAUCAAUGUUUGCGGAAGAUUACAAUGCUGGAAUUGCACGCAGACUCCCAGCGAUCAGCACGACGCGAUAUGCCACACGUAGCCCAAGAGCUUUCUUCGGAUAUACUAAGUCCAAUGCCGGCACUGUUUCGCCUUUUUAUGGACUUGAACUUUACGCGUUUGCCAGCUGAUCUACUCAAGCCAGUGCCCAUUCAGGAGUUGCCGGCGCGUAUCUUUACACCUUUGAAGCUCUUACAGCGGCUCAAUUUGAUGAACAACCAGCUGUACGAACUGCCGACCACACUAUUGGCGCAGCAACAGCGCUUGCAAGUGUUAAAUUUGAGCGGAAAUCUGUUGGAAGCAUUGCCGUUGGGCCUUUUUGCAGCGACUACCAAACUUUUUAAGCUGAUUUUGAGUCGCAAUCGGUUGCAGCACUUGGACGCCAAAAUACUGCCACCUCUGACCGCAAUCAUCGACCUGUCGGUAGACAGCAAUCACCUGCGCACAAUCGAGACGGGCACUUUUGCGCAACCGAAUCGCUUGCAAGGGCUCGACUUGCGAAAUAACCAACUCGACUGGAUGGCUGGUGAGGACUGCGCCAUCUUUGAUGGGCUGCAUCGCCUGGAACGCCUGCUGCUGAGCAACAAUUCACUGCGUUACCUAUGCGAUCAGCUGGCCUCCAGCAAUCAUUCAACCAGCGCGCUAUCGGUGCUCGAC
This is a messenger RNA of Rhagoletis zephyria (snowberry fruit fly), 905 nucleotides long. Its product is annotated as leucine-rich repeat-containing protein 15-like. Gene Ontology annotation, molecular function: protein binding. The record is from RefSeq and is a predicted model, not a curated record. Lineage: Eukaryota; Metazoa; Arthropoda; Insecta; Diptera; Tephritidae.